Sesamum indicum (sesame) is the source of this 1435-nucleotide messenger RNA. Its product is annotated as methylsterol monooxygenase 1-1. The record is from RefSeq and is a predicted model, not a curated record. Gene Ontology annotation, biological process: lipid biosynthetic process. Gene Ontology annotation, molecular function: oxidoreductase activity; iron ion binding. Lineage: Eukaryota; Viridiplantae; Streptophyta; Magnoliopsida; Lamiales; Pedaliaceae.
CUGCAAAACCACACUCACAAAAGUUAAAACCCUGUCCAGAAACACUGCUCUCUCUCUCUCUCUCUCUCUCUCUCUCUCUCAUACAAACAUACAGAGAGAUUUUAUAAAUAUUCCCCACCUCUUCUUCAAUUCUUUCCCGCAUAUUUUAACAGACCAUCUGACAGAAAAAACGAACACGCUAGUACAUAAACAGGCAGGCAUCACCCAGAGAUCCCACACCAAGGAAGAGACGUAGCACCAAGAACACCCACUUUCCUAUUCACUCUCCUGAACGGCAAUGCUGCCUUACACCACCGUGGAAGCGGCGGAAGCCGCACUCGGUAGAUCCCUCUCGGCGGCGGAGACCCUGUGGCUCAACUACUCCGCCAACAAGUCUGACUACUUCCUCUACUGCCACAACAUCCUCUUCCUCUUCAUCAUUUUCUCUGUUUUCCCCUUUUACUACCUUUUUCUUGAGUAUUUCUUCCAGAAAUAUGUUGGGCCUUACAAAAUCCAGCCCAAAGUGACGCUCUCCUUCUCUGAUACCCUUCGAUGCUACAAAUCUGUGAUGCGCAUGUUCUUCCUCGUUGUGGGUCCCCUCCAGCUCGUUUCCUUCCCUUCCAUUAAGUUGAUAGGGGUAAGAACAAGCUUGCCAUUGCCUUCUUUCUGGGAAAUUGUGGCUCAAUUGGGGGUUUAUUUCAUCGUGGAGGACUAUACAAACUAUUGGAUCCAUAGGUUUCUGCACUGCCAGUGGGGGUACGAGAAAAUUCACAAGGUGCACCAUGAGUACACCGCGCCGAUUGGGUUUGCGGCGCCAUAUGCUCACUGGGCUGAGAUUUUGAUCCUCGGGAUUCCGUCAUUUCUUGGGCCCGCGAUGGUCCCCGGCCAUAUGAUUACAUUCUGGUUAUGGAUUGCUCUGAGGCAGAUUGAGGCUAUUGAGACUCACAGUGGGUACGACUUCCCUUGGACUCCGACAAAAUACAUUCCCUUUUACGGCGGUCCAGAUUACCAUGACUACCAUCAUUAUGUAGGUGGACAAAGCCAGAGUAAUUUUGCAUCAGUAUUCACGUAUUGUGAUUACCUCUACGGCACUGACAAGGGAUACCGCUAUCAAAAGAAAGUCCUUCAGCAGUUGCGGGAGGGAGUGAAAAGCAAUGGAACUAUGCAUGAGGUAUCUGCAGAAAGUCAGAAAGUGGACUAGUUCCGGUGUGGAGCUCCUAAUGGCCUUGUUAUCACUAGUCCACAUUACUUGGCUUGUUAUCAUCCGUAAAUAUAGGUAGAAUGCUUGUGUGGAUGCUAUUCUCAUAUGAUGUUUGUAGGACUUUGUGAUCAUCCCAUGCAAUCUUGGGGAAGACCGGACUAUGUUAGAAUAAAAUUUAAGGCUUGUACUGUACUGUACUGUACUAUAAUGUGUUAGUACUUGGGUUUUGGAUUCAUUAGCUGUUACAAAAUUCAA